Messenger RNA from Phytophthora nicotianae INRA-310, 327 nucleotides. RefSeq lists its product as hypothetical. Lineage: Eukaryota; Oomycota; Peronosporomycetes; Peronosporales; Peronosporaceae. The coding region runs from base 1 to 327 and encodes 108 amino acids. The record is from RefSeq and is a predicted model, not a curated record. The transcript is spliced from 3 exons.
AUGCGAUUCCAGUGUGUCCAAGUCCUACUCCUCGUUUUCGUCGUUGCGCGCAUCGAAGGCUUAACUGGAGCCGAUGGCGCCCUCAAGCAAAAGUCCAUGCUCAAGAAACCGUCGAACCUUGCCGUGGUGAAGAAGUUAUCCGGAAAGAAUCUCUGCAUCGGCAAAAUCCAGAUUCCUGUGGGGCAAAAAGUUGAUAUUACCAAACUGAAGACUGCCUCGGGGAAGACGGUUGAUCUCUCCAAGUGGGCAAGAACCCCACGCAGCUCUCAGCGAAACAAGUGUCAGAUGUGCAAUCGUUCAUCAAAAAGCACCCGGAAGAUGGACUAA